This is a messenger RNA of Trypanosoma cruzi, 1026 nucleotides long. RefSeq lists its product as uncharacterized. Lineage: Eukaryota; Euglenozoa; Kinetoplastea; Trypanosomatida; Trypanosomatidae. Gene Ontology annotation, molecular function: metal ion binding. The record is from RefSeq and is a predicted model, not a curated record. The transcript has a single exon. Bases 1 to 1026 code for a protein of 341 amino acids.
AUGACUGUCAAGGGGACGAUUCGGUUUGAGGACCUUGGAGAGCCGGUGCAGCGGCUUCUGAGGUCGCUGAAGGGCGGCUACACGGAGGAGGACAUGGCGUUGCUCGAAUACGUCUCCGUGAAGGACAUGGCAAGGAUCUACGGAGAGAUGUCUUCUGAACGUCACGCGGAAGAAAUUUGGGAGGAGCUCCGUGCAGCCCUAAAAGCCCGGCAGGAAAAGGCAGCACGCCGUGAGUUGGAACUGCGCAAUAGGCAGCGGCAAAUUGAAGCCGAUCGGGAGGCGGAUGAACGGGCACGGCGCGAGCAGGAGGCGCUCGAAGAGGCGGAACGGCGAGCGGCGGAGGCGCGGCGUGAGCGACACGAGACACUACGCAAAAUUCGUGAGGAGCAGGCCGAGGAAGAGGCAGCAGCGGCUGCUGCAGAGGAGGCCGCUUUGCUGGCGGCGGAGGAAGAGAAACUCAGGCGGAAGGCAGAGAAGAGGCGAAAACGGCAGGAAGCGCGUGAGCGGGAAUUGCAGGAGCAGCAAGAGGCGUUGGAGGCGGAGCGGAAGAAACACGCGGCUGGAAAUUCGGCAUCGCAGAAAAAGGCCUGGGAGGAAUAUGUCGCCAGUCAUCCUCUGGAGUUUGGCAAUGGAAAUCAAAACAUUGAGCAACAACACGUCGAACACAAGUUGAGGGCCCCACCUUCGGCCACAACAGACCUCCUCAACCGAACAUAUACUCCCAAGUGUCCUAACUGCGCAACAAAAUUUAUGUCCCCUCCAAAGGAGUGGGAUUGUCCUCUUUGUCUGAGACGGACACGUCAGCAUAUCAAGGUAUGGCAACCAGACGAUUCUUCUAGUGAAUGCAUGAUUUGUCAUGCGGCUAUUGGUCGCUUCUCUCGCCAUCACUGUCGAAGCUGCGGCCGGUUAGUAUGUGAUACAUGUAGUAUGGCAAAGGCUAUUAUUCCAGCCUUGGGAUUUAAUGCUGCUACAAAGAUAUGUGAUGACUGUGCGCAGAUGGGUCAACGACCCAAAGAAACAUUCUAA